Messenger RNA from Haemonchus placei, 549 nucleotides. The record is from the annotation of a GenBank genome assembly. Lineage: Eukaryota; Metazoa; Nematoda; Chromadorea; Rhabditida; Trichostrongylidae.
AUGUUUCACCUUCAACCCCUAAUCUGGCCGUCGCUGGAAACAAAUUUUCCAAGUGACCCAUGUGAACGUUCGAGCAGCUUCGGAUAUGGGUACGAUUAUUUGGGCGCCUUGGGAAGCGCUUCUCUCCCGUAUGAUGACCUUUUAUGGAGAGAUCCCACUGCAAAGAAGACUGCAUUCGACAAUGGUUCAUCUCAUUGGGGUGAUCCGGAGAUCAGCAAUGCACGACCUAUUCGUUACUGGCUUGUCGGUGAAGGAGAAUGCGGAAGAACUGAAGGCGCUUUGGCCGAAACUUAUGGCCCGGAGAGUGAUGACAAGAACACAAAAAAAUUUGAUGGAGUUUGUUGUUCAAGUCCAAUGAAUUUUACGCUCCCAGAAACGACAACGAAAGGUUAUCCGACCGGUUGGAAAGAAGUCAAUUCAAAAGAAGUCCUCGGCGAUGUCGAUCCUUUCUUCCGAGUCUGUAGUGACAAAGGUGGAAUGUCCUGCUCAUCAGUUCCUUUGACUGCACUCAGCACUUCUGAUAAUGUCAACGUAACUUGUGGAGUUUGA